Messenger RNA from Ictalurus punctatus (channel catfish), 7572 nucleotides. Its product is annotated as polycystic kidney disease 1 like 1. NCBI's taxonomy places the organism in Eukaryota, Metazoa, Chordata, Actinopteri, Siluriformes, Ictaluridae. The record is from RefSeq and is a predicted model, not a curated record. Gene Ontology annotation, molecular function: calcium channel activity; protein binding. Gene Ontology annotation, biological process: detection of mechanical stimulus. Gene Ontology annotation, cellular component: membrane. The transcript has 43 exons.
AUGUCCCUUCAGAGGCCUCGUCUGUUGGACGUCGUCCCAACUAUUCAGCAUGCGGCUGCUCUGGCUCUUGGAAGGCCUGCCAACUACAACGAUGACCUGUCUGAGGCACCAGGAAAGGGAGACGUUCUCCCUCAGCCUUUGUGCUGGAUGGAGGUGAACGUUGCAAGUGUGGAAGCUCUGAUCGAGUACCUUGUGACGCCUCCGAAUGCAAUGCUGCACACUCUCAAAGACACUUCAUCUUGUUAUUCUGUUUGGAUCUAUACUGAAAAACAAGCUUAUGCCACGAGAGAAGAUAUUAAAUUCCUGGCUAUGACUGAAGAUCCUCACCCACUCGAGUUUGACUGGCAUUUUGGGGACCAAAGAGCAGUUAGAACUCCAUCCAGGACAUUCAUUACAAAAUACCUCCAUCCAGACAGGUACAACGUUACGGUCAGCAUGUCCAGCAGCCUGGGCUGUGCUAUCUCUGACGUUUAUACUGUAGUGAUUCAAAGAGCUGUGCAUCUCAACAGACUGCUGUACACUCGCUCGGUGUUGAUGAACACAACAGUACCUUUUAGCUGCAGGACCAAUGCUGGAACAGACAUCACUUAUCUCUGGGAUUUUGGAGAUGGAACACGAAGAGUUGGACAGGACACUGAGCAUCAUGUGUUUAACAGUACAGGGGAGUUCGUAGUAGAAGUGACUGUCUCCAACCUAGUGAGCUCGGCCUCUUUAAAAGGACACGUGUUUGUUGUUCUUGAGCCAUGCCAACCUCCACCUGUAAAGAACAUGGGACCCAGCAAGAUCCAGGUGUGGCGUUACCAACCUGUGUGUAUUGGUGUGACGUAUGAAGGGCAGAUCCAGUGCAACAUCUCCAAAGGUGUCCGCUACAGCUGGACUCUCUAUGGACCGACUGGACUGCAACUCACAACCACAGGCAUCAAAACAAACCAACAACAUCUGGAGCUUCCAGAGUACCUCCUUCAAUAUGGAACAUAUAGAGCUGUAGCUAAGGUUCAGGUUGUAGGCAGCAUAGUUUACAGCACCUACUCUGUUCUGCUCGAGGUGAUGCCUAGCGCACCUGUGAGCAUCAUCAGCGGAGGCACAAAUGUGUUUAUCAACCGCCACAACAGCAACUCAAACAUCACUCUGGAUGGACGUAGGUCAUAUGACCCAGAUUUUCCCGAUAACAUUAUGAGUUACAGUUGGAAAUGCAGGCCGGUAAACACGGCCAAGACCUCCUGUUUCUCCAAGCAUGUUCCUGCUUCCUCUGCAUUGCUGAUAUUUCCUGCAAGCGCACUGAAUUCUAACUGUGAUCUGUUCAAGUUGACGCUUACUGUACAGAGUGGAAAUCGGUCCUCUUCUUCCGAGAUGUUCAUCACCGUGAGAUCCAAACCGACCAGCAACAUCAUUCAUGUAUCAUGCAAAGAGUGCAGAGGAAAUUCGGUCAACUGGAACGAGAAGUUGUCUGUCACAGCUGCAUGUGAAAACUGUUCUGUUAAUGUUACCUACUCCUGGAAGCUGUAUUUAGUAAAUGCAUCUAGCAAACGUAUACCAGAGGUACGUUUCUGUGGCAGUCUGGACAUAAGCUUACCUUCCAAACUGGAGGAGGACACACGUUUCUUUCAACAGCCUGCCACUUCUGCGUCUCCAUCCAUCCUAAAUCAAAUAGAAACAUCCAGAGGCAAUGAAAUUAAGAUCACACAUGACAGUGUUGUCAGCUGGCCCAGACAGGGGCAUUCAGUGGAGAACCAGAAUCCAUCAUUUUUAGACCUGCUGUCUGAGAUAGACAGUGCAUCAGACUAUGAGGACUUUUAUUCUGGAAUAGAGGAAGCAGACUCAGGAGUUUCACUAGGCCGUCCAACUGGUAGACAUGCACUCUCCUUUUGACAUUCACACGCGUUAAUAAUAGCAAUAGAAAUAGAGUAUGAGGGUGACAACCUGGUAGGACCUGUCAACCUUGGCCAUGUGGUGUCUGAGAAAACCCUGCUGGAUCUUCACAGAGAGCUCAUCCAGCCUGCACUCUUUGAGUCUCUCACCUCAACUGGAAUAACCUCAUCUGUUAUCACGUUUAAACCCGUGAUGCUAAAGCCGAAAAAUCUUUACAUGCUGGAGGUCUCUGCAAGUUCUGAGGAGGUUCUGCAGGGAAAGACCCAGCUGUUCUUCUCCACACACCCUGUUCCUGAGGGAAUGGUGUGCCAUGUGCAGCCUAGCUCAGGUUUUGAGGUCCAUACACACUUCAGCAUCUUCUGCACUUCAGGAAAAGAGGAUCUCGUGUAUGAAUAUAGCUUUAGUGUGGGAAACUCGACAAAAAAACUCCUCUAUAGGGGCAGGGAUUACCAGCACUAUUUUUAUCUUCCAUCUGGAGAUCCAUAUGAUGAUCACAAAGUCACCAUCUACAUUACAAUUGGGAACAGAUUCGGAGCAUCUACCAAGCCAUGUCCUGUGAAUGUCAAAGUCUGGCCGAGCUUUAAGAGAAAUUCAGUGUCUGUCUCCAAUCCAGAUCAGGAACUGUUUGUGUAUGGGCUGAGUAAUCUAACCACCCUGAUACAGUUGAAGAACCCCCAAGAUAUUAUUAAUUACAUAUUUCUCAUGACUGCCACAUUGAACCGCUUGAGUUUGGAUCCAGAAUCUUGUGUGAAACUACAGACACAAACACGAGCCACUCUCAUUUCAGCAAUUUGUCAGCUGGAUGCCACAAACCAGGUGACAUUUGACAGUGCAGUACUGGUGACAAAAUAUAUUCAAAAUCUAUCCCCCCUUCGCGAGUCCAACAUAUUGGAUGUGUUGGUAUUGAAAGCUCUCAUACGCAUCCUUUCUUAUAUUCUGGAAGCUCAGAUUCCUUCUCCCAGGUUAACACUUGAUGUUCUUCACAUCACUACAGACUCAGUGUUGACAUAUCUGCUGUCCAGCAGAGAACCUCAGUUCACCGUGAAUGUCACAUUCACAAAACUGGUGAAUGCACAUGUUGCUGACAUGAAACUCUUCAACUGCAGCACCAGAAGAGAAAUCAAAAUGAGGCACUUGUCCACUCCACUUAUAAUUGAGUUCCAGAAGCGAGAAGAGAGAAAUAAGAGCACCGGUAUAGAGUUCACACUCUCACACUCUGAAGUGAAUACACAUCAGUUCAACAUCACAGCUGAGCUCCUGAAGAAGGCUGUGCAGAUUAGAGUGGAGUUCAGAAGGCCAUCAAGAUGUGCUUUCCCCAUCCUGCUGCUCUUCAGAAUGCACCAAAGACCAACACCUUCUUUGUACAAUGUACGCAAGGUCUAUAAUUGGAAAGGACAGGUGGCUCAGAUCUUUCUGCCACCUUCAUCUCAGAAAGAUGCUGGGAUUGCAUAUCUGAUGCUCCUCAAUGCUGACUAUGAUAAAAGUGCUAGAAAUAAAUGCAUUGCAGAUGAAGUGGACUACACACUGAGUGUUGAUUCCACUGAAUGUUUAGUUUGGGAUGGUGUGAAAGACUGGAGAUCUGAUGGAUGUUCCGUGCUCGAGAGUUUCACCGCAACCAAAGUCAACUGCAGUUACACCCAGCUGUCAUCAUUCACUGUUGCACAUCAGACAAUCCAAAGCAUUCACAGUGUUUCAGACAUCACUGAGUACAUAAGUGUCCGUGCCAACCCGAUGGUGUGUAUUGUAAUAGUGGUAUUAGUGGCUCUCUACGCUGUGCUGUUGGUGUUUUGUAAUCGUGCUGAUGUUCAGGUGGAAAAGAAUUUGGGGAUAUUCCUCCUGCCAGACAACAAUCCUUCAGACCAGUUCCUCUAUGCUGUUACUAUCAACACAGGCUUGAGAUCAAGGGCCAGAAUGACAGCAAAGGUCCAUUUAGUUCUGUAUGGUGAGAAACGAGUAUCUCAGACAAGAGAGCUGAGCAGUCCUGACCACACACUCUUCACCCGCAAUUCCAGGACAACGUUUAUUUUGAGCUCAGCUCAGAGUCUGGGCCAAAUAUGGCAGGUGCAUGUGUGGCAUGAUGGAGGAGGUGUUUCUCCCAGUUGGUUCCUGAAUCAUGUGACGGUGAAGGAUAUAGUAGAUGGAUCAAGUUGGACCUUUCUGGCGCAGUGCUGGUUGGCAGUAGAUGAAGGAGAUGGACGAGUGGAGCGAAAGCUGCUUGCUUUAGACCGACAGCUCACAUUCAGAGAGGUGCCUUACAUAUGCCUUCUGCUGCAUCUGAAUCUCACUGAUUGCUUAGAGGACUUCCACCCAUGGCUGUCUGUGUACAGUCGGCCAUCUUACAGCACGCAUUCACACACUCAGCGCCUGAGUGUAUGUCUCCUGCUGCUGCAGGCUUACAUGUGUGCUAACUCCAUACUCAUAUACAUUCAAGAAGACCAGUGCUGGUUGGAAUCGGGCCUGAUCGGUGUUUCACUACGUUCAGUGUGGACAGGACUGUGUGGACUUACUCUGCUGCCUUUAGGCUCUCUUGUGUCCUUCCUCUUCCGUAUCAGCAAGGUUUUGAAGGCAUGUGAUUUGGAGUCUAUGACCUGCAGCAGACUGACAGAAAGCUCAGCACCGCAGAAGCCCACGGACUCCAUCUCUUGCAUUGAAAUUACCCAAGAAAAUAUUCCCGAUGGCAAUGACAAAUUACAGCGUGACCGUUUCAAAAACACCCAAUUCAACCUCCAAACUAGCUCUUUUCCAGCACACCCAGCGAUGGUGCUGGCAGCCCGUCAGAGAGCCAGAUACCUGCGGCUCGCACGUCCACCUACUUCCACUGAGCUUCAAAGUGUGAGGAGCCAAAUUAAAAAGAGGACACAUCUUCAGAAAACAAUCAGAGAGCUGGUGUUAUACGUGUUUGCCUCAUUUAUAGUCGGCUUUGUGGCUUACGGAAAGUCCUCUAAUGAUAAGUAUCUUCUGAAUCAGGCAAUCAGAUCUCGCUUUACUGGGAGUCCUUCAAUCCAGAAGCUUGAUGACUGGUGGAACUGGACAGCAAACACACUUCCACAUGAGCUGUACCUUUAUUCCCAUGAUCAUAGUGGGUUGGAAGACAAUUCCUCUCACAGGUCUGAAGCAUCCAGCAGGCUUAAGAAACUGUGGACUUCGGGCUGGACUGGCAGCUCCACCCGUGCCGUAAUGCUGCAAUUCACUUUAUACAGCCCUGUUUACAACCUCUUUACCACGGUCACCAUGCUUGGAGAAAUGACGUGCAUGGGAGCUGUUCUACCGUCAGUCUACAUUUACUCUACCAGACUUCAUCACUCUGCCUCUGCCCUUGAUUACUGCACUACAGCUGGAGAGCUUCUCCUGCUCCUCCUCACUCUGCUCCAACUCUACUUUCAAACAUACGUCGUAUCUCAGAGAGGACGGGGGUACUGGACCGACUUGUGGAACUGGACAGAAGUGAUUGUAGUCCUACUCAGUCUUCUGUGCUUCAUCUGUUCGGUGCAUCACUUCACACUGAUCACGGAUACAACUGAAAAACUGCAAAGAGAAAAUUUCAAGACGUUUGUUGACUUAACUCCUGCUGCCUCUCGGGAACAGCGCACUCAUUCACUUUAUGGGCUCCUUAUGUUCAUUCUUCUGAUUAAAUGUUGCUCCUUGCUACGCCUAAAUGAAGCUAUGACCACGGCUGUAUCUACGGUGAUAGACGUCUUCUCCGGUCUGCUUUGGCCUCUGAUAACUGGUGUGAUCGUUGUUUUUGCUUACUCCUCCCUGGGGAACCUGAUCACCUUACCAAAAUCAGUAUCUUCUGUUAUCGCACAUGGGUUCGGCAUUGGAAAGCUUGGUGAUUUGCACAAAAAUCACCCUUCUUGGGUGCUUUGCAUCUACGGAGGCUUAAUCUGCAUAGUGUUUUUUGCGGUGAAAGCAAUGAUAAUUGGCGUACUCGGUUCAGUUGUGAAAAGGGCAAAAUAUAAAAGGAGAAAACAUCCUCUGUCUGCAUCCGAGCUCUGCACUUAUAUCCGGGAUGUGACUCUGGCGCUUGUUGGCAAAGGCAAGCAGAAAUGGACUGUUCAUACCACCAGUAAUAAUUUUGUCCUGGAAGAGUUUGAGGAUCUCGUUGAUGAGCUCCUGGUCAAGCUCAACGUCAUUUCCAGUAGCGAUGAAGACCAGGACAACUAUGAGGACCAGAAUACGCUUCAGUCAGCAUGUGACUACAGCUCAGAGGUUGGUGCUGAAAACAAAAUGGAGGAAAUGGAAAUAAUGCCAAGUACGUGUCGUGAAUUUUUACACCCUCAUGAGGAAAACAGUCUCAGGUCACUGCUUGAAUGGAACACCCUGCAGCGCUUUAGACGAAGUGGGGAAACAAUCCGUGACUGGGCUUUUUACGCUGAUCAAAAGGCCCAUACGAACAUCUCCACAUCCCCUGUAAAGAAGCUAAAGGACUCCCAAACUUCUCUCUGCAUAAAACAAAUGACCAGUGUUCAUAUUGAAGGCAGUGAGAUGCUAAGGGCAAAUAAAUCACAAACAUUUAAGAUGACCAGGGAGGACAAUGAAUGCAAUAAUACUAUCCCGAAUCAAGCUUUUAGCUCACAACUCCCUCUGGGUUUCAUCUCUCCGACUGACGCGCUCACAAAGCAUCCAUCUCGCAGAAAGUCAUGUGGACAGUUCGGUUUAAAUGAAUCAUAUGUAGAAAAACAUGAAAUACAGGCUGAAGAGGAAGCUGUACACAUUCCAGGUCAGUGCUGUUGAGGGUUUUUUACAAUGCUUCAUGUUACAGUGAUGCAAUACAAUGAAGAAUGUCAAUAGAGACUUGAAUUUAAGUGCAAAAAUCAGAAUUAGAACGUUAUUACUUUGAAAGUACAGUAUGAAACAUAUCUCCAGUCUUUUGAUAUGAUGGAUAACAAAUACACAGGAUCAAUUUAUUUAGGUUUGUUGCAUUAAAAAAAAAAAAAACGUAAAAACUUAAAGUUUGAUGAUACUUUUAUUUAUUGUCUAAAAAAAUCGAUAAAAGGAACAAAAACAAACGAAAGCAAUGUGAAUGUUCUAAUCUUUUAAAUAAGAUUAAUUUGGACAAGUUUGCUAGAGAUUAUAAUGUGGGAUUAUAAUGUGAGAUUAUAAUGUGGGUGCAGUAGUAUGAUCUUGGCUAACUAGUUUGGCAUAUUAAAAGAUUAAGCAGUUCGGUGUUUGACUGCUUUUGCCUGCAAGUUACUUUGAAAGCGAAUUAAAAAUGACAAAUUAAUAGAGAGACUGAAUGCUUUUCAGAAAAUGAUUACACAUGUACUUCAUUUUGAAUCUCAAACAUUCGGUAGUGUGCCCUUAAAUGUGAAAAUUGAAAAGGGUCUUUUGCAAUCCACUAAAUUCAGUGACAGUUCAAUUUUAAUGGUAUAAUGCAAAUGAAAAAUAAUACAAUUAUUGUGUACACCUGCACGUUCAUGCAGUUAUCUGAUCAGCCAAUCAUGUGGCAGCAGUGCAAUGCAAAAAAUAAAAAAAUAAAAAAAUAAUUCAUGCAGAUACAGGUCUAGAGUUCAGUUAAUGUUCACAUCCAACAUCAGAAUGAAUAAAAAACUGUGAUCUCUGUGACUUUGAUCAGUGCAUGGAUGUCGGCACCAGAAGGACUGGUUUGAGUGUUUCAUAAACUUCUGAUCUCCUGGGAAUUUCACACAGAAUGGUAUGAAAAACAAAAAGCAUUGAGUGGGUGACAGUUCUGUGGGUGGAAAA